AUGUCCAAGCCCCAUUCAUCGCUUUUCGACGCCCUCCAGGCCGAAUUCUCUCCUCCCCUGGACAGUUCCCUUAUCGCUGCCAUAAUUGCAGACUACGAUAUUUCUUCCGCAGAUGAUCAGAUUCAGCCCCUCCGAGACGUGCUCUCCCAACUGGCUGCUCAGGCGGAGAAGGAGCUCGUCGACGAAGACAUCCUAUCUGAGCAGUUCUCCAAUGUCCAAAUCUCAUCCUACUCGAUCACCGACGACACUACCAGUUCGCAUGAUUUUUUCUCUCCCAACUCUAGCAAUACCGCCUCGAGCUCCACUUCCGAUUCUUCAAGUCAACACUCGUUCAGCUCGCCCCUGGGCUUCCUGCAAGCAGCCUUCCCUCAUGUACCGGCCAACAAACUCCGGAGUGCACUCAGUAAUGCGGACGACACCGAGUCUCUCGACAUGGAGUCCGUGGUGGAAGGGCUACUCUCAAGCGAAUACGUUCGAGAGCUUGAGGAACGCGGAUUAGAUGGAUUGGACCCCGAGGAGAUGGACGAGGAAGACUGGAUGAUAGUAGAAGGUAAACGCAGGAAGCCAAGUACACCGCCAUCCAAGCCUCCAAAGAAGAGCAAGAAACGUGGAACCACUUUCACCCUAGUAGACAUUCGUCAGAAGCAGCAUGAACGGCCUCCCCCAGCCUCCCCUCGCGCUGCCCCUCCGGAUCCUUGGACGCAGUUGUCGUCCGUGGCCUCGUAUCUCUCCACAUUAUUACCGUCUCACUCCGCCGCGUAUUUCCAGUCCGCAUUCCACUCGCCGGAAUACUCCUCGCCGGCUAAGGCUCUCCGCGCAGUGCUCAGCAACAUUGCGUCGUCUCCUUCAUCGUCAUCCUCGGACUCGGAUCCGAACCUGCAUUCCGAACAUAGUACCAUGCUAUUCGCCAUGUUCGACGUCCUCCGCGCUUCCCCAGAGUACGCCGAACUGAACGCGGAGGAACGCGAUCAAGUCAUGGAAGACGGGCAGCUCACCCUAAAGGCGACGCACGGGCAACCAGACCGCGCCAUAGACCUCGUAUGGCUCCUACAAGAGCUCGAACGCGACUCCAUCUCAGGCGAGUACGACUGGGGCGUGUACCACUCACCUGCGCCUGCCCGUCCCCCGCCCGCCCCGAACGUAGCCAAUCCCGCCCGGAGCAAGCUCCCCACGGGUCCUCCCGCUGUGGGCCCUCCACCGCGCGGCCGUGCUACAUCGCCCGUCAGCCCCCGCCAGACGCGCAACUCGACGCCAUCGCCGAACGCAUGGAAGACCAUCCCGCAGCGGCCGCCUGCGGGCCCACACCCACUUGCGGCGGUGAUCCCCGCGUACCGCAAGAAGGUGCGCGGGAGCGGGAACGGGCUCGGGAAGGGCGGGAAGGGCGACGUCGGCGAGCUCUCCACGAAGCUGAGCCACACUCGUCGGAUGCACGAGCUGAUGGUGCAGAGGCAGGACAUGCUCCGGCAGGCGGGGCGCGCGUGGCAGAAGGGGAAUGCGAAGACGCACGGAGGCGAGGUCGCAUUUUACUACGCGGAGAGGGCGCGGGACCUGCAGCAGCAGGCGAGACGGGAGAAGCUGAACGUGGCGAAGGAGAUGGUGCAGGCAAAGCGGAUGUCGUCUACGUACGGAGACGCCGUGGACCUACACGGCACCACCGUCGCGGAGGCCGUCGCGAUUGUGAAAGACGUCCUGCGUGAAUCGGGGUCAACCCAGGUGAAGCCACUGAGGAUCAUCACUGGGCGAGGGACGCAUUCCACGAACGGUGUCGGCGUCCUGGGCCCAGCCGUCAAGAGCGCAUUGGAAGAGGACGGCUGGAUGGUCCGCAGAUGGGACGGCGGCCUGGUCGUCUGCGGUAGGAACGCAUGGCGGUCCUGA
This is a messenger RNA of Rhodofomes roseus, 1875 nucleotides long. RefSeq lists its product as uncharacterized. The transcript has 4 exons. The coding region runs from base 1 to 1875 and encodes 624 amino acids. NCBI's taxonomy places the organism in Eukaryota, Fungi, Basidiomycota, Agaricomycetes, Polyporales, Fomitopsidaceae. The record is from RefSeq and is a predicted model, not a curated record.